Molecule: messenger RNA, 1711 nt
Organism: Ooceraea biroi (clonal raider ant)
Lineage: Eukaryota; Metazoa; Arthropoda; Insecta; Hymenoptera; Formicidae
Gene: Atg3
Product: Autophagy-related protein 3
Biological process (GO): autophagosome assembly; nucleophagy; autophagy of mitochondrion
Cellular component (GO): cytosol; phagophore assembly site
Molecular function (GO): Atg8-family ligase activity
Source: RefSeq, a predicted model, not a curated record
GUCAACGGUCAGACUCCGAAAUCACCUGUCAGACGAAGUUGCGUGACACUCGGUGCGAAUUGAAUCGAUCCGGCAAGCCGGGAGAGAACAGCCAAGUGUCUUGCAAUAACUUUCAGAGAUUAAAUCCUCGACGUGUGUGUAAAUCAUGAUCGGCAAGGAACGUCCCUGAACGGUAUUACAAAUCUGUUUCAACUACGUGCACCAAGCACAGACCAUUUCGUUGGGCAAUUAUCCUCAUCUCGCGAACAGUUCUGAUAAACGCGCCGGAAGCGCACAGGGUCAGUCAACAAUGCAAAGCGUUAUAAAUUCGGUAAAAGGCACCGCACUGGGCGUUGCUGAAUAUCUGACGCCAGUGUUGAAGGAGAGUAAAUUUCGAGAAACGGGUGUUUUGACGCCGGAGGAAUUUGUAGCAGCUGGGGAUCACUUGGUGCACCAUUGCCCCACGUGGCAGUGGGCCACUGGUGAUGAGGACAGAGCAAAAUCUUAUUUACCAAAGGGCAAGCAGUUUUUGCUGACGCGCAAUGUUCCUUGUACACGCCGAUGUAAACAGAUGGAGUAUAGCAACGAGCAAGAAUGUAUUAUAGAAGCGGACGAUCCUGAAGGUGGUUGGGUAGACACUCAUCAUUACGCCACCAGUAUCGCUGGCCUAGAUGAGAGAGUGACGGAAAUGUCAUUGGAAGAAACAUUAGAGGAGCCAUCUAAGGGCCAGGACAAUGUGGAAGAGGAUGAUGACGAUGAGGAUGCUGCCGAUAUGGAGGCUUUCGAAAUCAGUGGAAUGCUGGAUGAGCAGGAUAAGCAUGCGGCGACGGAAAGCACGAAGAAACCCAGCCAAGAAAAACGGGACUCGUUCACGGAGGGGGAGAUUAUUCGCACGCGCACCUAUGACCUGUACAUUACAUACGAUAAAUAUUAUCAAACGCCUAGAUUAUGGUUGUACGGAUACAAUGAGAACCGAAAACCGCUCAGUGUGGAAGAGAUGUACGAGGAUGUUAGUCAAGAUCAUGCAAAGAAAACAGUCACGAUGGAGAGUCAUCCACACAUACCAGGUCCACCUAUGGCUUCCGUUCAUCCGUGCAGACACGCGGAAGUGAUGAAGAAAAUCAUGGAGACUGUGAUGGAGGGCGGUGGAGAAUUGGGAGUGCACAUGUAUCUCAUAAUAUUCUUGAAGUUCGUCCAGUCCGUUAUACCAACGAUCGAAUAUGACUAUACGCAGAAUUUUAUGUUAAACACAGUGAACUAAGCAAAUUAUUAUUAUCAAGAUGCUAGUAUUGUAUUGUGAUUAAUAUAAAAUUGCUUACAGAAACAUAUUUAUGAGAAUGUGCGGGAUAUAUGUAUCGAUGUUUACUAUGCUCUCCGUCGUGUGAAAAUCGUAACGACAUUCGUGGUGUCUCAAAUUGUAAGGAUUCAGAAGCGAUUGCAUAUAUCUUGAGUUUGGGGAAUCAUGAUUUAGAUAGAAUUCGAGAGAAUUUGUUAUCCGACAUAAUACGAACAUCUCCAUUCCCGGGGAUCCAAAGAAUCGCAAUGAAUUAAUAAUUCAUAUAUAUUUCUUAGUAAUUUUAAGUAAAUUUUAAGUAACAGACACUCCACUACGUAGAAGACUUCUUAUAUUGCAAACUAAGUUCAGCACUUAUUAUUUAAACUGACAAGCGUCAGACAAUAAACAAGAAACAAAGGCUACACCAAGAGCAACGAAAAACUAAACGGAAAAAAA